Molecule: messenger RNA, 1077 nt
Organism: Ostertagia ostertagi
Lineage: Eukaryota; Metazoa; Nematoda; Chromadorea; Rhabditida; Trichostrongylidae
Source: the annotation of a GenBank genome assembly
AUGAGUUCCGAAUGGCACGAACACUCGUUUUUCUUGGAAGUGAAGCCACGCGCGGAACUGGCGUCCUUGUUCGUUGAUUGUCCUCCAGAAUAUGCGAAAGCUGUUGGGGAAGCAGGAGAUGAGAAUGACAAAGAGAAUGAAGGCUUGAACAUGGUGAGGGUCAGUGAGCAUGCUGUUGAGUUAGGCACGCCGCCGUUCCUGGCGGAGAGCUUACACAUCCAACGAAAGCUCCCACGAUAUCGUGCAAGCAUCUCAAAUUUGACAUUCUAUCCGCAAUCACUUUGUGCACCUACGUGGGCGGACAAUCAGCGCCUUUUUAUGUGUAAAUUACAUGUCGAAGCUGAUGGAGUACCAUUUGUGCCAAAAACAUUUCACCGGCUAGCUCGUGACAUCUGCGACACAGAGCCCUUGGAAGAAUACUGUAAAAAUGCAAAUGACACAACCAUUGCUCUUUCGUGCAGUCAGUGUGGACAUCCCGUUGUUGAUAGCAAGCCAGGAAUCUCUUUGUCGUGUCUACCGAGUGAUGACUGGCUUGAAACGUCGCCGUCUGCUGACUAUUACUGUCGUGAUUCGUGUGGAGCCGGCUGUGAUCCAGAACGACAUAGUAAACAUCGUGAUGGGACAGAAACUGCUACAAUGCAUUCAGAUUGGCUUCCAAAUGAUAAACGAUUCUUGUUGAGUCAUUCUUAUAUUGCUGUAAGCAAAGAGAGCGUUUCUGGUCGUGGAGUAUGUCAUGGCGACCGGCUGCUACUCUGCGAUGGAUGCAACGCGGAACUUGGCACCGUUGUUAAAAAUCGUCCCGACAUUUUGUUAUUCCAUCACGCUGUUUGCACCCUCUCAGCAAAUUCUAAGGCUUUUCUAGCGACGAGGUUCAACAGCCUCUCAGUCUUCUUCGCACAAUUUGUGUUAUCAUCGUGUGAGGCGCAAUCUAGUCUCAAGCUCGUUGUGCGGUCACUCGACAAGACACCACAUUUACUGGUAAGGAAUAUCUGUAAAUCAUGUGUAUUUGAAAUGUAUGGGCAACAAUUUUUAAAUGAGGGAAUAAUAAAUUUCUUGCGUUCAUUUUCAACUUUUUGA